Molecule: messenger RNA, 357 nt
Organism: Saxophila tyrrhenica
Lineage: Eukaryota; Fungi; Ascomycota; Dothideomycetes; Mycosphaerellales; Extremaceae
Exons: 1
Coding region: 1-357 (118 amino acids)
Source: RefSeq, a predicted model, not a curated record
AUGUGCGCGCUGUAUGGAAGAAGUGACAAUGAAGAUGCACCAGUGCCGUAUGCGGACCCUGCGCCGUACGCGGACCCGGUGGCUGAGAUCGAAUGGUUGCCCCAUGGGCCCCUGGAGGAGCUGACAACUGGUGGCCAUGCGGUGCCGGUGACCAGCGGCAUGCUGCUAGAGGAACCAGCUGCGAACGAGGAGGAGCUAAGGACGUUCGACGAGGAGCUGAGGACGUUCGACGAGGAGCUGAGGACGUUCGACGAGGAGCUGAGGGCGUACGACGAGGAGCUGAGAGCGUACGACGAGGAGCUGAGAGCGUUGGAAGAGCUGAGAGCAUUCGACGAACUACCACUGCCGCAAGUGUAG